AUGAAGGCACAACCUGUUAUUAGCAAAUUUUUUAAAAAUGUUGCUGCUCCAUCAGGUGCCAAGCCAGUCGUUAAGAAUCAUACAAUGCGAGAGGAAGAAGCGAUAGGGCUCCCUCCUGCUACAGAGGACUCUGAUGUUCAAGAACAAGUAAGCAUAGUUAUAGAUUCAGACUCAGACUCAGACUCAGCUCUUAAUUCAGUUUCUGAUUCAAAUUUAGAGAAGAACGAUACCGUGAAAUGUGGAACUAUCGAGUUACAUAAAAAUAUUCCAUAUUCAAUGGAUGCUGAAGCAUCUCCAGAAACUACACGAGAAGCCUCUAAAUCUACUCGAAAAAGAUCUCGAAACAAUGUAGCAGCAAAAUCCCUAGAGGAAAACGUUGAACCUGAACAAAGAGUCCCGGAGAAUGAUGAUGUCAGGCCAUCGAGAAAGAAGAAAGCAAAAAUCUCAAAGAGUAAAUUGACACCUCUCGAUCAACAAAUUCAAGAAUUGAAAUCGAUACAUAAGAACAAAUUACUUGUGGUAAGAGUUGGUUAUAAAUAUAAGUGUUUUGCAGAAGAUGCUAUUAUUGCAAGCAAAAUUCUCAAGAUUAAAUUGGUACCUGGAAAACUGACUAUUGAUGAGUCAAACCCAGCUGAUAAAGAUCAUAAACAAUUUGCAUACUGUUCGUUCCCAGAUACACGUCUUAAUGUGCAUUUAGAGAGAUUGAUCUAUAAUAAUUGUAAAGUUGGUGUUGUCGAACAAGCUGAAACUAGCGCAAUAAAAAAAAAUUCCCAAACAUCGAAUAAGAGCCAAGUGUUUGAAAGAAAAAUCACUGGUAUAUUUUCCAAGGCAACUUACGGUGUUAAUUCACCACAUGACUUGAAAGGAGGAAACAAUUUAUUAGGAAAUACAAAAAGUAUUUGGGCACUAAAUAUAGACGAAAGCUUAGCACAACAGAAGCGCUUUUAUUCCUUAUUAUCAGUAAAUUUAAACAGUGGUGAAGUUAUCUAUGAUGAAUUUUUUGAACCCUUACACACUUUGUAUUCAUUGAAGGAGCGUAUUAAAUAUUUAGAACCGGUGGAAAUUGUAACGUUAAAACCACUUCCGAGGUACGUAGACAUCUUAUUCAAUGAAAGCAACUGUAAGGUAACGAUAAAUGAAAUUGAAAAUACUAAUGAGGCUAUUCAAUCUAGCUUAAAAAUUGUUGCAAACAAGCUAAAAUUUUCCCUUGAACUGUCAAAAUUACUAGAAACACUCUACAUCUAUUUGCAGGAGUACAAUAAUGAAAGAAUCCUAUUUAUUUCUACUAACUUCGCCAAAUUUUUAGCGAAUCAACAUAUGACUCUUUCUGAUUCAACUCUGGAGGGUUUAGACAUUUUAAGAAAUGAUGGUGAAAAGGGCUCUUUACUAUGGCUGCUCGAUCACACUAGAACUUCAUUCGGUUUAAGAAAAUUAAGGGAUUGGGUGCUUCACCCACUUCGAACCAUUGAUAAAAUAGAAGAACGACUUGAUGCCAUCGAAUGUAUACUGAAAGAGAUUAAUUGUAUCUUCUUAGAGUCGUUCAAUCAGCUUCUCAAGGGACUACCUGAUUUAUUGAGAACAUUAAAUAGAAUAGCAUAUGGCCACACAUCAAAAAAAGAGGUCUACUUUUUUCUAAAGCAAAUGUGCUCGAUUGGCGAUCAUUUCAAGACCCACUCGUCCUAUAUUAAGGAACAAGUGCUAUCCCCUGACGGAAGGAUAAAUAAACAGUCACAACUUUUAACAUCAAUUCUGAAGGAUAUUGAAAACAAUUACCAGGAAACUCACUUACCUCAAUUAUUUGCCAUGAUCAAUGUAGCUGCCGUGAUGAACAAAAAUCUGGAGAACCAAAAAACGGAAUUUUUCAACCUUAAUAAUUAUGAUAACCCAGAUGGAAUUAUUAAGAUUCAGCGUGAUAUAGAAGAUGUCAAAUCCGACCUUUCAGCAGAAUUAAAGCAUAUUAGAAAAGUCCUAGGGAGACCUUACCUAAACUAUAAAGACGAAAUUGAAUACCUUAUCGAAGUGAAAAAUACACAAGUCACUAAUCUUCCUUCCGACUGGAUUAAAAUUAAUAACACUCUGAAAAUUAGUAGAUUUGCUACUCCAACAACAACGAAAUUAGUGGAGAAAUUACAGUUUCAUAAGGACUUGCUUGUUCAGGAAGUUGAAAAGGAAUAUCAACGCUUUUUAUCUAAGAUUAAUGAUGAAUAUAUUAGACUUCGGAAUAUAAUCGAGAACAUUGCAACGUACGACUGUUUAUUAUCAUUGUCUGCUGUCUCAUGCAAUAUUAAAUACACCAGACCUAUAUUCAGCAACGAAAAACAGGUUAUUAAGUUGAAGGGUGCACGUAAUCCAAUCAUUGAGUCGUUAGAUAUUAAUUAUGUCCCUAAUGAUACAGAUAUGAAUAGGAAAGAUGGUCUAAUUAAUAUUAUAUCUGGUCCGAACAUGGGUGGGAAAUCCUCUUAUAUUCGACAAGUUGCACUCCUGAUAAUACUAGCUCAAAUUGGAUCAUUUGUCCCUGCCGAUUAUAUGGAAGUUAGCAUAUUUGACAAUAUCUUAACAAGGAUUGGUGCACAUGAUGAUCUGUUGAGAGGUGAAUCAACAUUUAAGAAAGAAAUGUUAGAUGUUUUACAAGUUCUAGAAAACUGCACUAAAGAUUCGUUGGUGUUAUUAGAUGAAGUUGGAAGAGGUACUGGUACCUUAGAUGGUAAAGCCAUAUCAUACUCAUUGAUUAAUUAUUUUAUGGAGGAAACAGACUGCCCAUUGAUCCUGUUUACCUCUCAUUUCCCAAUACUUGGUACCAUUAAAUCACCUUUGGUGAAAUGUUACCAUAUGGACUAUGUGGAGGAGAAACGACCCGGAGAAAAUUGGUCUAGUGUUACGUUCCUAUAUAAAUUGAAGUCUGGGUUUACCACAAAUUCGUAUGGGUUAAAUGUAGCAAAGUUGGCUUCUAUUGAUAAAGAUAUUAUUAACGAGGCAUAUGAAAUAUCUGAAUCCAUGAAAAACGAGGAGGAGAAAGAUGAAUAUUUGGAACUGCCUCUAUUUCUAAAAGAAAUAUUAAAAGGAAGAGUAGCAACGGAAACGUUUCAAAAUCUUCUAAAUUACAUUGAAGAGGACUAG
This is a messenger RNA of Naumovozyma castellii, 3117 nucleotides long. It is a transcript of the gene MSH3, whose product is annotated as mismatch repair protein MSH3. The coding region runs from base 1 to 3117 and encodes 1038 amino acids. The transcript has a single exon. The record is from RefSeq and is a predicted model, not a curated record. NCBI's taxonomy places the organism in Eukaryota, Fungi, Ascomycota, Saccharomycetes, Saccharomycetales, Saccharomycetaceae.